AUGACAUCGUGGCGGUCUUUGGAGGUGCCUGGCGCUGUAGCUGUGGCGCUGAGCACGGCUAUGAAAGUUCUCCUAUGGCCUGCGUACCACUCGACGGACAUGGAAGUACAUCGAAACUGGCUUGCUGUUACAUAUUCACUGCCUCUUCGUGAGUGGUACAUUGACGCGACAUCACCAUGGACACUCGACUACCCCCCCUUCUUUGCCUAUUUAUCUUGGAUACUAGCACAGCCUGCGGCUUGGAUCGACGCCCGCAUUGUCGACGUAAAACUUGGGCUCAAUUAUGACGCAUGGUCUUGUGUAGCUUACAUGCGAUCCACUGUGCUCCUCACGGAAAGUGUGUUGGCGUAUGCGCUCUAUCUGCUGUCACAGUGCACCCUGGGUGAAGAGACACAACAGAUUCUCCUACUCAGCGUAUUUUUGCACCCGGGAUUACUGAUGGUGGACCACAUACACUUCCAGUACAACGGCUUCCUUUUCGGCAUUCUCUUCUUGUCGCUGUGGGCCGCACGCACACAACGCCCUCUCGUAUGUGCCCUACUAUUCUCUUCGCUCCUGCAGUUCAAGCAUAUCUUCAUGUAUAUGGCACCGGCGUACUUUGUUUACCUAUUGCGUGUGUACAUGCUGCCUAGUUUACCUGACAAUGUCUCGGCCAUGAGUGCAGCGCUCGAUCGCACUAUUAAACUGGGUUUCGUGACUCUCACACCGUUUUUCGCGAGCAUCGUGCCUUUUGUUUGGGAUGCCAUGCAUGAAAUGUCUUCACCAAGCCAGGUCUUGUAUGCUAUGUACUCGCGUCUUUUUCCCUUCCACCGUGGGCUUAUGCAUGCAUACUGGGCGCCUAAUGUCUGGGCAUUGUAUGCAGCAGUGGAUCGUGUGUUGCUUCGCAUCCAUGGGAAAGAGCUCGCGUCAACGUCCCGUGGCAUGGUCGGCGAUACAGUGCUGGGCAUCUUGCCGAACAUUUCGCCCACCACGUGCUUUGUUCUUGCCCUUACAUUCUCGCUCGUGUAUGUCGUGCCGCUGUGGCGACGACCAACCUACUCGACACUUGUCUCCUGCGUAACUCUCUGUGCGAUGACGUCCUUUGCGAUCGGCUGGCAUGUACAUGAAAAGGCGAUCCUCAUGGCCGCACUGCCAUUCAGUCUCAUCGCACAUCGCAAAUACUCUGACUGGCGAACGUUCCAACUUCUCAGUGCUGUGGCUAUCGUGAGCUUGUUUCCCCUGCUGCAUACACACAAAGAAACACCUAUCAAGCUCAUGUACGCAGCCUUAUGGUACAUACUUGUGUGCCAGACCAUGAUGCGCCGCGUGCUUAGGCCCAUGCCCUCGAACAUGGGCAUCUUCCUGCACGCUCUAGAAACUGCGUACUUGUACGGACUAAGCAUCCUGGCUCUCGUUACGCAGAUCGUUUGGCCGAUCUCCGCCAAUCUUGCUCCAGAGUCGCGCCUCUGGCAAAUGGAGUUCCUUCCCCUUAUGCUCACAAGUGUGUACUGUGCGGCUGGUUUCGUGUACUGCUGGGCACGCCUUUCUGUAACAUAUUUAUCGGAACUACCAACCAUGUAG
Messenger RNA from Malassezia globosa CBS 7966, 1560 nucleotides. RefSeq lists its product as uncharacterized. Gene Ontology annotation, molecular function: dolichyl pyrophosphate Glc1Man9GlcNAc2 alpha-1,3-glucosyltransferase activity. Gene Ontology annotation, biological process: protein N-linked glycosylation. Gene Ontology annotation, cellular component: endoplasmic reticulum membrane. The coding region runs from base 1 to 1560 and encodes 519 amino acids. The record is from RefSeq and is a predicted model, not a curated record. Lineage: Eukaryota; Fungi; Basidiomycota; Malasseziomycetes; Malasseziales; Malasseziaceae. The transcript has a single exon.